GCGCCGGCUUAGCAACAUCGGUAGUCAGUUGGAAAUCUCUGAAGGGCAUGGCGGCGCUGAAUAAGAAAGCUCACUAAAAUCGUCCUCUCUUUUUAAUAGUGGUUCUUCUCUCGUGUGGCCCUUCUCUCGUGUGGCCCUUCUCUCGUGUGGCCCAACUGUGAGCUAUUCAGCGCGUCCUUCAGCUGCCACCAGUACAGCAAGACGAAGAAGAAACAGAUUAAAAAUGAGAGGACUAACUAAAGUUUCACUUUUCCUGAUAGCCUUGAUCUUUAUAUCCCCAACAUGCGCCAGUUUAAACGACUACUUCACCUACUCCGGCCCACAGAUGAUCGCCAAAGCUUGCAAUGACAAAGUUUGUAAAACGCCGGACCUUGAGAGCCCGGGAUUCUGCACUGAAGCCUCACUAUACCUGACGUGUUUGGAUGAGCACAUCUUGAACAACCAGGACUGUAGUACAGGAACUCAGGAGUCUGCUCGCGCUCGCUCGUUUUUCAUCAACCUCAUGCUCAGGAUCAAGUUUUGCCAAGAUUUUAUGGACGUCAAGAAAAUUCUUGAUUACUGCCAGCCACCUACUUUGAGCGACUUCGACAUUUGCCACAAAACUGAGAUGUAUGUGAACUGUGUCCAGAGUCUGACGUCAUCGCCCGACACCCAGGAAUUUGAGCAACAAUUUGGAAGAAUUCUCGUCUUUCUAGCUGAACGAUUGGUGGCGUCACGAAACUGCUCAAACCUCGAGGGUAAUGUCAACUCGACCUGUAUGUACAGCACCUGCACCGGCCUGAUAGAAAACGACCCCGACGAUCAAUGCUCAGUGUAUGACGAUGACCACGCCGUGUUUUGCAGUCUAGCGGAUGCGUUCAUCAGCUGUCUACAGGAGAACGUUCUGGACAAUUUGAGCUGCACGUGGUACGAGCAGGGUACCGCCAUCUUGGAAGUUGCUGUCGUCGGCAUCUACAAACUGACAAACUGUGGCUAAGAGUUCACUUUGGUUCAGUGAAGGACACAACUCUAGAAUCUAAAGCUCUCCCCUAUGGCAAGGUUUCAAUAUUUCUCAAGACUGUACUGCUGUCUCUGGAAACAAGAUGAUGUCAAUCAGUUACAGAAUUAAUUACAAAAUUAAUUACAGAAUUUAUUACAGAAUUAAUAACAGAAUUAAUUACAGAAUUUAUUACAGAAUUAAUUACAGAAUUAAUUACAGAAUGCUUGAAAAAAUUCGAUGCUCUAUUAAAAUCUUUUCACACCAAAC
Physella acuta is the source of this 1246-nucleotide messenger RNA. RefSeq lists its product as uncharacterized. NCBI's taxonomy places the organism in Eukaryota, Metazoa, Mollusca, Gastropoda, Physidae. The record is from RefSeq and is a predicted model, not a curated record.